AGUUUCGCCUUUCACCAGAGGUAAAAAAAGUUUGAAGACCAUUCAGAAGAACUUCUGGUGCUUAAAGGACAUCGAGAUCUUGAGUGUAUCGCAGCAAAAACACGCGCCGGAGAGGAGCGCUGCUAUUUUACGCACAAUAUUAACGCGUUUUUCAUCAUCUCAUCGAUCUGCGGUGACCUGAUGCAUAAACGAAAGAUCCAGAAGGCCUAAACAUCAGUGAUGGCAUCUUACCAUAGCUUGGAUGAUGACGCAAUGGCUUUGAUGGUCCACGACAUCAACACGGUGAAGAAAGAGGAAUUUGUCAAGGAUGAGCCGAUCCAAGAGCAAAGUUCAGAGAAAGUGGACCCGUCCCAGAAGCCGCCGUACUCGUAUGUGGCAUUAAUCGCGAUGGCGAUCCGGGAGAGCUCGGAGAAGAGGCUGACUCUGUCCGGCAUCUACCAGUACAUCAUCUCCAAAUUCCCGUUUUAUGAGAAAAACAAGAAGGGCUGGCAGAACAGCAUUCGACACAACCUGAGUCUGAACGAAUGCUUCAUCAAGGUUCCCCGGGAGGGCGGCGGGGAGCGCAAGGGGAACUACUGGACCCUGGACCCGGCCUGCGAGGACAUGUUCGAGAAGGGCAACUACCGGCGCCGGCGGCGGAUGAAGCGGCCGUUCCGUCCGCCGGCGGCUCACUUCCAACCGGGGAAGUCUCUCUUCGGAGGGGACGGAUACGGCAGUUACCUCGGCGCCCCCAAAUACAUCCAGUCGGGCUUUAUGAACAACAGCUGGCCGCUCACGCAAGCUCCGCCGCCGAUGAGCUACGCGUCCUGCCAGAUGGGAAACGGCAACAUGAGUCCCAUAAAUGUUAAAGGACUGUCCGCACCAUCAUACAACCCGUACAGCCGCAUGCAAGCCAUGGGUCUGCCGAACAUGAUGAACUCGUAUAACGGGAUGGGCCACCAUCAACACCAGGCGCAGCUGAGCGCGUCUCCGGCUGCGCCCUCGCCGGUUCCGUCCAACAGCGCGGCGGCUCUCCAGUUCACCUGCUCCCGGCAGCCGAGCGAGCUGUACUCGUACUGGGACCACGAGGCCAAGAACUCCACAUUACACUCUCGGAUUGACAUUUGAAGCGAUUUCAAGCAGCAUUUGAGGGGAUGUAAACGCGAAAUCGAACUUUUUUUGCGCCUUUUCGAUGGGCGCAGUUUCUGUUUUUACGCAUCCAAGGUAAACAGAGUCACUUUUCGAACAUUACGAGGUUUAAAUCUCUAGUGUUGCAUGCAGACAACAUAUGCAAGUCCAUAAAAUGCUUUGGACUAUUUUUUUAAUCAUUAGUUUGAAGUUCAGCGAUUUUAUCAAGCGUUAAAUUUAGGCCUACCUAUAAAACUGUUUUCAGUGAUCGAAAAUUGAUUUGUUUAAAAAGAUGACAGUAAGAAAGAAAAGUGAAACAUUUUCGAUGUCUAUUUUAGUAAAUUUUUUUUACAAAUGAUUGUUGCGGACCACUGUGUAUUUUAAAAUUUUGAAUUGUCGAAACCAGCACUUAUUUUCUCUGUUUUUACUUUCAAUAAAACGGUUUUGAU
Messenger RNA from Myxocyprinus asiaticus (Chinese sucker), 1556 nucleotides. RefSeq names its product forkhead box protein L2-like. Gene Ontology annotation, molecular function: RNA polymerase II cis-regulatory region sequence-specific DNA binding; DNA-binding transcription factor activity, RNA polymerase II-specific. Gene Ontology annotation, biological process: regulation of transcription by RNA polymerase II; cell differentiation; anatomical structure morphogenesis. The record is from RefSeq and is a predicted model, not a curated record. The transcript has 2 exons. Bases 220 to 1107 code for a protein of 295 amino acids. NCBI's taxonomy places the organism in Eukaryota, Metazoa, Chordata, Actinopteri, Cypriniformes, Catostomidae.